Molecule: messenger RNA, 2738 nt
Organism: Miniopterus natalensis
Lineage: Eukaryota; Metazoa; Chordata; Mammalia; Chiroptera; Miniopteridae
Source: RefSeq, a predicted model, not a curated record
AUGUGCUGUCCCUUCCUGGCAAAUCAACUGACCCUUGCCAUCCCCAUCAUCGCUGCCAUCCUCUUCUUCUUCGUCAUGAGCUGCCUGCUACAGACAAGUUUCACCGACCCUGGGAUCCUGCCCCGGGCCACCGUCUGUGAAGCAGCUGCCCUGGAGAAACAGAUCGACAACACAGGCAGUUCCACGUACCGGCCACCCCCUCGGACCCGGGAGGUGCUGAUCAACGGGCAGAUGGUGAAAUUGAAGUAUUGCUUCACCUGCAAGAUGUUUCGGCCACCUCGGACCUCACACUGCAGUGUCUGUGACAACUGUGUGGAACGGUUUGACCAUCACUGUCCCUGGGUAGGCAACUGUGUGGGGAGACGAAACUACCGCUUCUUCUAUGCGUUUAUUCUCUCCCUCUCAUUCCUGACGGCCUUCAUCUUCGCCUGCGUGGUCACCCACCUGACACUCCGCUCUCAGGGAAGCAACUUCCUCUCCACUCUGAAGGAGACACCAGCGAGUGUGCUGGAGUUGGUGAUCUGCUUCUUCUCCAUCUGGUCCAUCCUGGGCCUCUCAGGGUUUCACACUUACCUCGUCGCCUCCAAUCUGACAACUAACGAAGAUAUCAAAGGCUCGUGGUCCAGCAAGAGGGGCGGUGAGGCAUCCGUCAAUCCCUACAGCCAUAAAAGUGUUAUCACCAACUGCUGUGCUGUACUCUGCGGCCCCCUACCUCCCAGCCUGAUUGACCGGAGGGGAUUUGUGCAGUCUGACACCGUGUUGCCCUCACCCAUCAGAAGUGACGAGCCAGCCUGCGGAGCCAAGGCCGAUGCCAACAUGGUAGGAGGCCACCCCUGAACGCGCCUCAGUACUUGCCACCUGCUGGCCUGUUCGCCCUUCCGCACUUACCUGCCAGGACCCUCCCCAUUCCACCCAAGGGAAGCAGAGCUGCCAAAGACUCAAGUCUUUUCGUAUUUAUUUCCCACCCUGCGUGGCUGUUCCCACUCUGUUCCAUGGCUGUACCCUUUGCUCCCCGAACCCAGGUUCCCACAGCCUUAGGCCUGAGGUCCCCCCAGCUGAUCAGUGGCAGAGUGACAGGAUAGAGAGGCCAGGGCCAGGCACCCAGAGGACCAUGCCAAGUCUCUGUGCCAGGGCGAGCCCUGUGUGUGUGAGGGUGCGGACUGAGUGUAAUGCCUCCCAGUUUGGGAAGCUGCUGAGCCCUGCUGAGCUGGGGUCCUGGGAUGAAGCAGGACCCAUGAGCAGUUGGCCCUGGACAGUGAGCUAUGGGAGAGGACACUUCCAUGGGCUGUUUUGGUUUGCAAGCUCCUUUAUUCUUUUUGUGAUGAUCAUUUUUUUUCCUUUGGGAUUUUUGUUGUUUUUUUGUAUGGAGUUGGCCAAUAGGAUAGAGCUGGGUUCUAGAUAGAGAGGGCAGAGUUGGGGGGCGGUGGGGCAGCCUGUGUAAGAAGAAGCCAAACCAGCCAGCCAGGCAGCCAAGACCUCAGCUUCUGCAUGAUUCCUGGGCAACACACUAGGAAGUGGGGGCCUUGCCCUUUCUCUGCCCAUGGAGGGUUCUCUAUGGGAUCUCAGCCUGGCCCCCCAUCUCUCUCCCAGGUCAGGUCUGGGAUGGGUAGGUUACACUCAUGCUGGCAAUACUUGAAACGGGUAUUUUGCACAAUUUUAUAGACCUCUUUUCUACGUAGCAUUUUUUAAAUGGAAGAAGAAUGUUUAAAUGUCAGCCACUUUGCUGUCUGUGUAGUGCCAGGUUAAGGGUUAUCAGAAGGCAAGUUGGUUUCAAUAAGUUUAUUAUAAGAGACCUCUGGCUGAGAGUGUGCUUGUGUGUGUGUGUGCGUGUGUGCGUGUGUGUGUGCAUGCAUGUGUGCGUGUAUACGCUUGCCCUUGUACAAAUGUGGCUGGCUCCCACUUCCCCACAUCCCCUGGGCUGCCCUCCUCCCCACCGUCCCUCUCCAGUGUCAGCCAGCAACAGCAGGAGCAGCCUGAGCCAUGGGGACAGGGAACAUGUGCAUUGGUUACAAGAGACCCCUGGACUCCUCCUGUGGCUCAGCCCCAUCCUCCUACCUUUCCCUCCUCCAGGGACUUCAGAUAGCCAGUGGCUGGGGACUCAGCCACCCCCAACCCCACCCCUGCCACCCAGCCCCCAGGUCAGGCUUCCAGCUGGGAUCUGCCUAGACAGGCUGAGGCUGGGUGUGGUGCAUGGGUAAUGGCUGUGGGGAGCAGCUGCCAUCCUACAAGCCACACCCCCUCCUCCAAACCCCAAGUAUGGGACCCAGUGCCAAGGGCUAGAGGACAGGGAGUCUCUGCCAACUGGAAGCCUCCAUCCAGAGAAAAGGAAGGAAGAAGCAGGGUGGGCCAAGGGGAGUGAAGAUUGUCCUAAAUCUAGGCCAGAAACUCAGAAGAUGUCCCUCUUCUGCUGGGAGCUAUAGUUUCUUGUCAAAAUAGAUAGGAAAUUGUCCUUCUAUCCCCCUCCUUGGCCCUUCAAGUGGGCUGAAGUCCUUGGAAAGUGACAUAGGAAGUCCCCUCAUCUUGCCCUUCCUUGCUCCAGAGGCUAGUGGAGAAGUAGCUGAGAAGUCUACAGAGGGUCUCCUCUGGGAGAAAUGCCUUUGCCCAGCCUUAGUGCCAUGCUGCAGUGGCACUCAGAGGUAGGGAGGAAGCUGGCUAGAGGAGGUUUACUCCCAUCUGCCUUUUAUUUAAGCCAGUAUUCUUUGUUCCUGCUUGUAAUAAAACUUUUGUUUUUAAGAGUU